Messenger RNA from Penaeus vannamei (Pacific white shrimp), 1179 nucleotides. The record is from RefSeq and is a predicted model, not a curated record. NCBI's taxonomy places the organism in Eukaryota, Metazoa, Arthropoda, Malacostraca, Decapoda, Penaeidae.
AUGACAGCACCUGCGCCGAAUCCACGCCACGGACCAUCGCUACGACCACCGUUACGACCAUCGCUACGACCACCGUUCACGACCAUCGCUACGACCACCGUUACGACCACCACUACGACCAUCGCCACGGCCACGACCACCACCGCGACCAUCGCCACGACCACGCCACGACACCACCGCGACCAUCGCCACGCAACCACCGCGACCAUCGCACGACCCACCGCCCACGACCACCACCGCGACCAUCGCGACCACCGACACACCGCGACCAUUCGCACGACCACCGCCACGACCACCACGCGACCACCGCCACGAUCCACCACCGCGACCUCGCUACGACCAUCGCUAGACCACCGCCACGACCAUCGCUACGACGACCACGCGACCAUCGCUAGACCAUCGCCUGCGGACCAUCGCUACGACCACCUACGACCAUCGCUACGACCACCGCUACGACGCUACGACCACCGCCACGACCACGACGACGGACACCGCGACCAUCGCUCGACAUCGCUAAGACCAUCGCUUACGACCACCGUUUACGACACGCACGACCAUCAUCGCCAUCGCUACGACCACCACCACGCGACCAUCGCUACGCCUACGACCAUCGCUACGACCACGCAGACCACGCCACGACCACUGCCACGACCACCGCCACAAACAACCGGCCACGUCCACCGUUACGACCACUGCCACGACCAUCCCCUACGACAUUACCAACCGCUACGCCCAACACCACGACCAUCCCUACGACCACGUUACGCCCAACACCACGACCAUCGCUACGACCACCGCUCACGCCAACACAACGACCAUCGCUACGACAACCGACCACCGCUACGCCCCAACACACGACCACGCUACGACCACCACCACACCAUCUACGACCACCGCUACGCCCAACACCACGACCACCGCUACGCCCACACCACGACCAUCCUACGCGCUACGCCCAACACCACGACCAUCCCUACGACCACCGCUACGCCCGAACACACCAUCGCUACGACCACGCUACGACCAACAUCGACCCUACGACCACCGCUACUCACGACCACCGCUCCGACUGCUACGACCACCACAACCACCACAGAGACGACCGGACGCCAUCUCUCACCGGGAAGAACAGGAAGGAAAAAUAUAACGACCCCGAAACGACGACCUCCUCCGCGAUAA